This is a messenger RNA of Medicago truncatula (barrel medic), 6315 nucleotides long. RefSeq names its product callose synthase 10. The transcript has 51 exons. Gene Ontology annotation, cellular component: 1,3-beta-D-glucan synthase complex; plasma membrane. Lineage: Eukaryota; Viridiplantae; Streptophyta; Magnoliopsida; Fabales; Fabaceae. The record is from RefSeq and is a predicted model, not a curated record. Gene Ontology annotation, molecular function: 1,3-beta-D-glucan synthase activity. Gene Ontology annotation, biological process: (1->3)-beta-D-glucan biosynthetic process. Bases 295 to 6027 code for a protein of 1910 amino acids.
AAUUCCAUCUUUCCAUUUCUUUUAAUUUUGUUGUCUAAAAAGGACAAAGGCAAAAGCGAAAGAAAAAAGCCAGCAAAAAAACACAACUACAAUCAGCUACCUUUGGCAUUACCAUCGAUCUGCGUUUCUUCUUCAGAGAAUCUUACUCCUUAAGUACUCUCUAAGACUCUAACAACGGAAAACUUUUUCUUCUAAUUAAAACCGCAUUCACACUCAUCGCACACAUCACCACAAAACUGUAACCGUCUUCGUGAAAACCACGCGCUUCUAGGUCUCCCGAUUCGUUCCGGCGCCAUGGUUCGGCCUCCGCCGCGCGAUAACUGGGAGAAGCUCGUUCGUGCGACGUUGAAAAGGGAGCAGCUAAGAAAUGCCGGUCAAGGACAUGCUAGACACGCCAGUGGAAUCGCUGGCGCUGUUCCGCCGUCGCUCGCGCAAACGACGAACGUUGAUUUGAUUCUACAAGCUGCAGAUGAUAUUCAAUCGGAGGAUCCCAACGUCGCAAGGAUCUUGUGUGAGCAGGCUUAUAGUAUGGCUCAAAAUCUUGAUCCCAAAAGUGAUGGUAGAGGAGUUCUUCAAUUCAAGACCGGUUUAAUGUCUGUUAUUAAGCAAAAACUUGCUAAAGAGGGAGGGGUUCGAAUUGAUCGCAAUCGUGAUAUUGAAAACCUGUGGGAGUUUUAUCAACGGUACAAGCGACAACAUAGAGUUGAUGACAUUCAGAGAGAAGAACAGAGAAUGCAAGAGUCUGGAACUUUUAGCUCUACACUGGGAGAGUUAGAACUCCGAUCCUCCGAAAUGAAAAAGAUAAUUUCCACGCUACGUGCCUUAGUGGAGGUCAUGGAGGCACUCAGCAAGGAUGCAGAUCCCAGUGGAGUUGGUGGUCUCAUAACAGAGGAGUUGAGAAAACUAAACAAGUCAAGUGCGACAUUAUCCGGUGAAUUGACGCCUUACAAUAUUGUUCCGCUAGAAGCGCCAUCGUUAACCAAUCCUAUCAGAAUUUUCCCAGAAGUUAAAGGGGCAAUUUCUUCAAUCAGAUAUACUGAACAAUUCCCUAGACUUCCUGCUGGAUUUAAAGUAUCUGGAAAACGGGAUGCAGACAUGUUCGAUCUUUUGGAAUUCGUGUUUGGUUUUCAGAAAGAUAAUGUAAGGAACCAGCGUGAAAAUGUUGUUCUGAUAAUAGCAAAUACGCAGUCGCGACUUGGCAUACCUGCUGAAGCUGAUCCGAAAAUUGAUGAGAAAACAAUCAAUGAAGUUUUCAAGAAGGUGCUAGAUAACUAUAUCAAGUGGUGCAGAUAUUUGCGAAUUCGUGUUGCUUGGAAUAGUUUCGAGGCAAUUAAUCGUGAUAGGAAGCUCAUUUUGGUUUCUUUGUAUUUUCUUAUUUGGGGUGAAGCUGCAAAUGUCCGAUUUCUCCCCGAGUGCAUUUGCUAUAUAUUUCACCAUAUGGCAAAAGAACUGGAUGCUAUUUUGGAUCGUGGAGAAGCUGAAGCCGCAGCAAGCUGCUUAACUGAAGAAGGUUCUGCAAAGUUCCUAGAGAAAGUAAUUUGUCCUAUAUAUGAAACGCUAGCGGAUGAAGCUCAUUAUAAAAAUGGAAAAGCUGCACAUUCAGCUUGGAGGAAUUAUGAUGACUUCAAUGAAUACUUUUGGUCGCCUGCUUGUUUUGAAUUAGGCUGGCCAAUGAGGACUGAAUCGCCGUUCUUACGUAAGCCGAAAAAAUCGAAAAGGACUGGUAAAAGCAGUUUUGUUGAACAUAGAACGUUUCUUCACUUAUAUCGAAGCUUCCAUCGUCUCUGGAUAUUCUUGGCAUUAAUGUUUCAGGCUUUGACAAUUAUUGCUUUCAACAAGGGGAGUAUCAACCUGGACACUUUUAAAACAGUACUUAGCAUCGGGCCAUCAUUUGCAAUUAUGAAUUUCAUUAAGAGUUGCUUGGAUGUGUUGCUCACAUUUGGGUCAUACACAACUGCAAGGGGCAUGGCCGUGUCAAGGCUAGUGAUAAGGUUUUUUUGGGGUGGCUUGACUUCUGCGUCUGUAACAUAUCUUUACGUGAAGGUUUUACAGGAAAGGCAUAAUAAUAACUCUGACAAUUCAUUCUAUUUCCGGAUUUACCUGCUUGUACUGGGCGUUUAUGCAGCUAUACGCCUAUUCUUUGCGUUGCUGCUCAAACUUCCAGCUUGUCAUAAACUUUCUGAUAUGUCUGAUCAAUCAUUUUUUCAGUUUUUCAAGUGGAUAUAUCAAGAACGGUACUAUGUUGGACGUGGUCUUUAUGAGAAAAUGAGUGACUACUGCAGGUAUGUGGUCUACUGGUUGAUUGUACUUGCCUGCAAAUUCACUUUUGCAUACUUUCUUCAGAUAAAACCUCUCGUUCAACCUACCAAUAUCAUAAGGGGUCUUCCAUCUUUGACGUACUCCUGGCAUGAUUUCAUCUCAAAGAAUAAUAACAAUGCCUUGACUAUAGUUAGCUUGUGGGCUCCUGUUGUGGCUAUUUAUCUCAUGGAUCUCCACAUCUGGUAUACUGUAAUGUCAGCUAUCGUCGGUGGUGUAAUUGGUGCACGGGCUCGUCUAGGCGAGAUACGUUCAAUUGAAAUGGUGCAUAAACGUUUUGAGAGUUUCCCAGGGGCAUUUGUUAAAAAUUUGGUCUCUCCGCAAGCAAAAAGGAUUCCCAAUCCAGACAAUGGACAAUCAACUGAGGAUUCUCAGGAUAUGAAAAAAGCAUAUGCUGCCAUGUUUGCUCCAUUUUGGAAUGAGAUAAUCAAAAGCCUGCGGGAGGAAGAUUUUAUUAGCAAUAGGGAAAUGGACCUACUUUCUAUUCCUAGCAAUGCAGGAAGUCUGAGAUUAGUUCAAUGGCCUUUGUUUCUUCUAAGCAGUAAGAUCCUGUUGGCGGUAGAUUUGGCUUUGGACUGCAAAGAUACACAGGCAGAUCUGUGGAGCAGGAUCUGUAGGGAUGAAUAUAUGGCUUAUGCAGUAAAGGAGUGCUACUGCAGUAUCGAAAAAAUAUUAUAUUCCUUAGUUGAUGAUAGGGAAGGAAGACUUUGGGUGGAUAGAAUUUUUAAAGAGAUCAAUAACAGUAUAUUAGAGGGUUCACUUGUUAUAACCUUGUCUCUCAAGAAGCUUCCACUUGUUUUGUCUAGACUUACGGCAUUGACUGGACUCCUGUGUCAGACUCGAAAUGAUCCUGCACUUGUAAAAGGUGCUGCAAAAGCUGUUUAUGAGCUGUAUGAUGUUGUUACUCAUGACCUGGUGUCCUCGGAUUUAAGGGAGAAUCUUGAUACAUGGAACGUUUUGGCAAGGGCUAGGGAAGAGGGCCGCCUUUUUUCUAGGAUACAAUGGCCUAAUGAUCCUGAAAUUAAAGAGCUUGUGAAGCGGUUGCAUCUUCUGCUUACUGUAAAGGACUCUGCUGCUAAUGUUCCAAAAAAUCUAGAAGCCAGGAGAAGACUCGAGUUUUUCUCAAAUUCAUUAUUUAUGGAUAUGCCUUCAGCAAAACCUGUCAGUGAAACAUUGCCAUUCAGUGUUUUCACUCCAUACUAUAGUGAAACUGUGCUUUAUAGUACAUCUGAAUUGCAAAAGGAGAAUGAGGAUGGAAUAUCUACUCUAUUCUAUCUUCAAAAGAUAUUUCCAGAUGAAUGGGACAACUUUCUUGAAAGAAUUGGGAGGCGUUCGUCUACUGAGGAUGCAGAACUUCAAGAAAAUUCUAGCGACUCUUUGGAACUUCGUUUUUGGGUGUCUUAUCGAGGGCAGACUCUGGCUAGAACAGUGCGUGGUAUGAUGUAUUACAGGAGAGCUUUGAUGCUGCAAAGCUAUAUGGAGAGCAGAUCACUGGGAGUGGACAGUUAUUCUCGGAACAACUUCAUUUCAAGUCAAGGUUUUGAAUCAUCACGUGAAUCACGAGCACAAGCAGAUUUGAAGUUUACUUAUGUUGUGUCAUGCCAAAUUUAUGGUCAACAAAAGCAGCGAAAGGCACCAGAAGCUGCUGAUAUUGCUUUGUUGUUGCAGAGGAAUGAGGGUCUCCGAGUUGCUUUUAUUCAUGUUGAUGAAAGUACAACUGAUUCAACCACCCCACGGGUGUUUUACUCAAAGCUUGUCAAAGCCGAUAUAAACGGAAAGGAUCAGGAAAUAUAUUCUAUCAAACUUCCUGGGGAUCCAAAGCUUGGUGAAGGAAAGCCUGAGAACCAAAAUCAUGCGAUAAUAUUCACCCGUGGUGAUGCACUUCAAACUAUUGAUAUGAAUCAGGACAAUUAUCUUGAGGAGGCAAUGAAAAUGAGAAAUCUUCUUGAGGAGUUUCAUGCGAAACACGGCCUUCGCCCUCCGAGCAUUCUUGGAGUCAGGGAACAUGUUUUUACUGGAAGUGUCUCAUCCUUGGCUUGGUUCAUGUCCAAUCAAGAAACUAGCUUUGUAACCUUGGCCCAACGCGUUUUAGCAAAUCCUCUGAAAGUUCGCAUGCACUAUGGGCACCCAGAUGUAUUUGACAGAAUAUUUCACAUAACUCGUGGAGGGAUUAGUAAAGCUUCACGUGUUAUUAAUAUUAGUGAAGAUAUAUAUGCUGGCUUCAACUCUACGUUGCGGCUUGGAAAUGUCACACACCAUGAAUACAUUCAGGUUGGAAAAGGAAGGGAUGUUGGUUUAAACCAGAUUGCCCUCUUUGAAGGGAAAGUAGCAGGUGGUAAUGGAGAGCAAGUGCUUAGCAGGGAUAUUUACAGGCUUGGACAACUGUUUGAUUUCUUUAGAAUGCUUUCUUUCUACUUCACGACUGUUGGUUAUUAUGUUUGUACCAUGAUGACAGUCCUCACCGUAUAUAUAUUCCUAUAUGGAAGAGCAUAUCUGGCGUUUUCUGGUCUUGAUGAAGCUGUCUCAGAAAAGGCAAAACUAUUGGGUAACACAGCACUUGAUGCAGCCUUGAAUGCACAAUUUUUGGUGCAGAUUGGUGUUUUUACUGCAGUACCAAUGAUAAUGGGUUUUAUACUUGAGUUAGGAUUGCUGAAGGCUGUUUUCAGUUUCAUCACAAUGCAACUUCAGUUGUGUUCUGUCUUCUUCACAUUCUCUUUGGGAACUAAAACUCAUUAUUUUGGGCGUACUGUUCUCCACGGAGGUGCCAAAUACCGAGCAACUGGUAGAGGGUUCGUUGUCCGUCACAUAAAAUUUGCUGAAAAUUAUAGACUAUAUUCUCGAAGCCACUUCGUCAAAGCGCUUGAAGUCGCCCUGCUUCUUAUAGUUUACAUUGCGUAUGGAUUUGCACAGGGAGGUGCUGUGACAUAUGUUUUGCUAACUCUUAGCAGUUGGUUCCUUGUCAUUUCUUGGCUUUUUGCACCAUACAUUUUCAACCCUUCUGGUUUCGAGUGGCAAAAGACUGUGGAAGAUUUUGAUGAUUGGACAAGUUGGCUCCUUUACAAAGGAGGAGUAGGAGUGAAAGGAGAAAAUAGUUGGGAGUCUUGGUGGCUGGAAGAACAGAUGCAUAUCCAAACUUUGAGGGGUCGUAUCUUUGAGACGAUUUUGAGUGCAAGGUUCUUCUUGUUUCAAUAUGGUGUUGUGUAUAAGCUACAUCUUACUGGAGAUGAUACAUCACUUGCGAUAUAUGGAUUCUCGUGGGUUGUAUUGGUUGGAUUUGUCUUGAUAUUUAAGAUCUUUACUUACAGCCCAAAAAAAUCGGCCGAUUUUCAGCUUGUGUUAAGAUUUUUACAGGGAGUUGUAUCUAUAGGCCUUGUUGCAGCUGUGUGUCUUGUUGUUGCUUUUACUCCACUUUCAAUACCUGACCUUUUCGCGAGCAUCCUUGCUUUUAUCCCUACUGGAUGGGGAAUAUUAUCUUUGGCAAUUACAUGGAAGGGUAUUAUGAAGAGUCUUGGCCUCUGGGAAUCUGUCCGUGAGUUUGCUAGAAUGUAUGAUGCUGGAAUGGGUAUGAUUAUUUUUUCACCAAUAGCAUUUUUAUCAUGGUUUCCGUUCAUUUCCACUUUCCAGUCUCGGCUUCUAUUUAAUCAAGCCUUCAGCCGUGGUCUUGAAAUCUCCCUCAUCCUUUCUGGAAACAAAGCUAACGUUGAGACAUAAAUCUCCCUCUUGUAAAUGAGGUGUAUAUUUUUUGUAGUAUAGUGCUAACGUGCUUGUACAUUUAAUGUAAAAGAGAAACAAAGAUUCUUUUUUUUAAAUAGGUAUGUUGGUUUCGCAUGGCUUAGCAGUUCAGUUCCGCCAUUUUGUAUUUUGUAUUGAUUAUAUUGUGGUCAUGGUUACCUUCAACGAUAGUGAUACAUGCGAGUCAUACCCUCGAUUCAAUACAACUUUUGUAUAUCUAUAUUUAACAUUUUUUUAUACAAAUGUUGCCUAAACUUAUUUAUUUAA